Molecule: messenger RNA, 5681 nt
Organism: Puntigrus tetrazona (Sumatra barb)
Lineage: Eukaryota; Metazoa; Chordata; Actinopteri; Cypriniformes; Cyprinidae
Gene: tmem63c
Product: transmembrane protein 63C
Exons: 23
Coding region: 196-2739 (847 amino acids)
Cellular component (GO): plasma membrane
Molecular function (GO): calcium-activated cation channel activity
Source: RefSeq, a predicted model, not a curated record
AGUCGAAACUUUUUCGUUUUCGCGUUCGUCGAAGGCGUGUCUCUUUCCACACGGUCCCUGGGCGGAUGGGCGCUCCCCGUGCGCGCUGGUGCUGAUGCAGACAGACAGAAGCAUCCUGCCGGACGUAAACCACAGGACGCGUUUGAAAGUGAUGCUUUGACGUUGGAAGGGCUUCCUGAGACCCGUGCCACUGCCAUGGCGGUGCGCUUUGACCUGUGGGGUACGGCUCAGCCGGUGUUCGAGUCCUGGCCCGCGGGCGGUGGCAGUCAUGUGGAGGAGCUGGAUGUGAGGAGUUUCCUGAGCUCACUGAUGGAGGAGAACAGCACAGUGGAGAGAUGUUAUCGCUCUCACUCCCGCAGCAGCGUCCUGCAGGGCUUGCCUUUCGGAGGAGUCCCCACCGUCCUCGCCAUCAACGUCGUUCUGUGGCUGUUCCUGCUUCUGAUCUUCUCCUGUCUGAGGAAGGCAGCGUGGGACUACGGCCGCCUGGCUCUGCUUAUGGAAAAUGACAGCUUGACGUCGCUAUUCUAUGGAGAGCAAAGUGAGAAAGAGAAAACCCCGUCCGAAUCCAGCCCAUCAGACUCAGAGAGCAAGGACAUGGGCUUCUGUUCCUGGCUCACGUCUCUGUACCACAUGAAGGAUGAAGAGAUCCGCAGUAAAUGUGGCAUCGAUGCGGUCACGUACCUGUCUUUCCAGCGUCACAUCAUCCUGCUCAUGAUGGUGGUGUGUUUGCUGUCACUGACCAUCAUCUUGCCCGUCAACCUCUCCGGGAACCUCCUCGGAGAAAGCCCGCAGAAUUUUGGCCGAACCACAGUGGUUAAUGUCCCCGCACAGAAUAUAUUUCUGUGGCUGCACAGCAUCUUCGCUCUGCUGUAUUUUGUGAUCACAGUACUGUGCAUGGCCCAUCAUUCCUCACGACUGGAAUACAGAGAGGAUGAGAAGGUGGCCAGAACUCUAAUGAUAACUUCGAUUCCCAGAGAAAUCUCAGAUCCCGGCUUGAUCACCAAACACCUGCAUGAAGCCUACCCCAGCUGCACCGUCACUGAUAUCCGCUUCUGCUUUGACGUGCAAAAGCUAAUGAAGCUGGACUCGGAAAGGCGAAAAGCAAUGAAAGGAAGGCUGUACUUCACAACCAAGGCUCAGAAGGAAGGCAGGAUCAUGAUCAAGACUCACCCUUGUGCACAGAUCUUCUGCUGUGAUUUAUGUGGCUUUGAACAGGUGGAUGCAGAGCAGUAUUACAGUGAACUGGAGGAGAAACUUACAGAUGAGUUUAAUGCAGAAAAGAACCGUAUCUCCAUGAAGAGGCUGGGCAUUGCUUUUGUUACCUUCAGAGAUGAGAGAAUGACCGCAGUUAUUGUGAAAGACUACAGCCGAGCUCGCUGCCGCCACAGACCCCAGCAGUCCAGCAUUACCACAGUGGUGCGGUCCCAUCAGUGGGGCGUUUCUUACGCCCCGGCCCCUAAUGACAUCAUCUGGGAAAAUCUGUCAGUGUGUGGUUCUCGCUGGUGGCUCCGCUGCGUCCUGCUGAACAUUCUGCUCUUCCUCUUGCUCUUCUUUCUCACAACCCCUGCUAUCAUCGUAAACACCAUGGACAAGUUCAACGUCACUCGGCCGGUUGAAAGCUUAAGGAACCCAGUAAUUACCCAGUUCUUCCCCACCCUGCUCCUGUGGGCCUUUUCCAUACUCCUUCCGUUCGUUGUGUACUAUUCAUCUUUCUUUGAGUUCCACUGGACCAGGUCCGGUGAGAAUCAGGUCACCAUGCAUAAAUGCUUUUUAUUGCUUGUCUUCAUGGUAAUCGUUCUGCCGUCACUGGGUCUAUCCAGCCUGGAUUUGUUCUUCAGGUGGCUCUUCGACACCCACUUCUUGGAUGAAACAGAUUUAAAGUUUCAAUGUGUGUUUUUGCCUGAUAACGGAGCUUUUUUUGUGAACUAUGUGAUCACGUCCAGUCUGAUCGGAACAGCUAUGGAGCUUCUGCGUAUUCCCGCUCUUCUGGUGUACUCUCUCCGGCUUUGCUUUGCCAAAUCUAAAGCUGAACGCAUCCAUGUUAAAAGAAGUCAGGCUUACGAGUUUCAGUUUGGUCUUGAAUAUGCCUGGACCAUGUGCAUAUUUUCAGUCAGUAUGACCUACAGCAUCACCUGCCCCAUCAUUGUUCCUUUUGGGUUGCUGUACCUUGUGCUGAAGCACAUGGUGGAUCGAUACAAUAUCUACUAUGCCUAUUUACCCACAAAGCUCAGCCAGCGGAUCCAUUCGGCCGCCGUCAGUCAAGUGGUGGUGGCGCCCAUUCUCUGCAUGUUCUGGCUGCUGUUCUUCUCUGUGCUUAGACUGGGUCCAGUGCAGCCCAUCAGUCUGUUCACUUUCAUAACUCUCUUGUGCUGUAUUGCCUUCUCCUGCUUUGGCUUCUGUCUGAAAAAACUACGACCUGACAGAUCAACAAACUAUCAGAUGUCCGAUCAGACGACAGAAGGAGGCUUCACCGAUGCGGAAAGAAGCACCGUUUCCACCACAACCACAGCUAAUCUUUUUAUAGCCUCCGUCUUGCUGGAGCCAGAGCUGGGCCUGACUCCCAUGCCCUCUCCGGCCCACCAGAGCUACGGCACCAUGGGGAACAGCCAGAGUUCAGUGCGUGACGCAGAAGGGGAGGAGGAGAAGGAUCUGGAGGAAACUUUGGAGACUGAACUCAAGGAAGAGCCAGAUCCCAGCUGCCCGAGCCCUCUCAUGGACAGUCCUGUGCAUUUCCAGUGACCAUCCUGCCCCCCGUUCCCACUCUAACGCUCAAGCCCCAUGCCUCAUUUUAGCUAGUGGCUGAUAAAGAGGCACUAUGCUGCAAAAUGUUUCCUCUACAACCUCCAUUUACAAGUAACGGACAACAAAUUGUGGCCAUCCAUGCAAACUGCUUCAAAAAGCUUGUUGGGAAUUCACUGGCAUGGCGGUUUUUAGUUCUGAGAACUUUGAUGAGCUCUCAUAGUGUCUGAAGUGGAUAAAAGCAGAGAUCUGUCAAAGAACGAGACCGGCCACUUCUCUUGCUCGGACUGCUCUUUCUACUUUCUUCUGUAUUUUUCUUUUCUCUCUAAUGACGUUAAUGGGUGUCUGGUGGUUUGGUUGACUGGGGCUUGGAACAUUGUAUUUCGACAGAUUUUUCGAUGUACUUUUUUAUGCAUAGUCACAUUGUAUAGCUCCAAAGAGUUGAGACAUCCAAAUCUUUUAUCCUUAUUAUUAAUCCUUUUGCUGUUGUUGCAGUUUGUGCUUAUUAUUGUUAUUUUUAUUCAGUACUUGUAUUUUAGCAAUGGUACGUAAUUGUGCAACAUUAUGCCGAGAGCGCAUUGUUUUCAUGUGUUUACUAUUAUUAGAUUAUUAUUACUGUUAUUAACAUCCUCAACCUUUAUUGCAGUGUGCGCCGGAGUCAAUCGCUCCCAGUUAUUGUUUGUUUUGCAGUGACAAUAGCAGUUGUGUUGUGCAUACUGCAGUCAAUUGGCACUACAGUAGAUUUCAAAGUCAAUGAGGCACUUAUUCCAUAAUUUGUUUGUUUUUUUUUCUUUCCUCUGAAGUUCAAUUAGUUGUUUGGUCUGUGGGAGAGAUGGGAGGACAUUCGAAAGUGAGCUUUUCACUGACUAAUAUACAGUCUAAUUUAGCAGACUUCACUUAAUGAACUGAAAAAAAAUAUUUGUGCAAAAACUAUCAGUUUGUAGGAAAAAAGACAACAAACAGAUGUUAAACUUGAUCUCUGUUGAAAUGAAUUUCUACAGUAUCGCACUUACAAUAUGGUCUAUGGAGCAUUACAGAGGGAUUAAAUAAAAAUAAAAAAAUAAGGCAAAAUAAAUAGCCACUUACUUCCAACGAAUCAUUAAAGAUAUGGCUAUACCUUCCUACCUGCUGAAGCGUUUAAUACCAGCCGUUAUUAACUAUGAGUUACAUAACUAUGAUUUAUGUUUUAAUAGUUGAAUUUAGUAUAGUUGUAUUUAGUUUCAGUAGUGAGUCAAUAUUUGUGCCAUAAAUAUUUCUUCGCUUCGUAAAAAUGACUCGCGGCUCAGUGAGGGACUCAAUUGGUAGAGGGACCUGGCUCUGAACAAUUUAAACCUAAAUGAAUCAAAUAGUGAUUCAUAAACAAACUCGAGGCUUUUACAUGAAUCCUUUUGUUACUAAUUAUACAUCCCGCUUUUUGUUGUGCUACAUGCAUGAAAUAUUAAACUCGAGUUCUAAAGAUUGUCUGACAAACCACAUUUGAGUGCGAAGUCUGUCACAGCUUGAUUUUACAUUUUAAUCGGAGACCUGUAUAUUAACAUAAAAGUGUCUCAUUUGAACUCCUUAGUCAUUUUAGGUUUACGCCAUUUAAAAGAUGAAAAUAUAAGAUCUAAAUUCGAUGAGGUGAAUGUUUUUUCAUUAUAAUAUGUAUUUACAUUUUGUGGUUUUAAAAUGUAAACAUCACGUAUCUUGACAUCUAUUCCGGUCCAAUUGACUUAGCCCAUAUGUGUUAUUGUAUGUUUAUUACUAUAAAUACAGUUUUUUUGUUUGUUUUUAAACUAAGGCAUUCAGAGAGUUGCAGAUGGAGCUCGUUUUGAAAUCAGAACAUUCCUUUAGGAAUCAUCAAAUCCAUGAAACGUGUUUGUAAAGUAGUUUACAGGAGGACGUGUUAUGACACAAACUGAAAAUGGCACAUUGGCUGAUCCUUCUACACACAAAUCGUCAAUUCCAGAGUCUCCAACUGCACGUUGUUUAACUCAACCCAUGCUCAAACCAGCCUGCAGCUGUCUUUAGACGUCAAGUGUUGCUCUGGCUUCUGUAACACUUUAAUUUUCUUAGUAAAUUUUGUAUUCUUGGUCUUUGCUGCUAGUGGUUCUAGGACUGGAAGGGAAGGGGUGGGUGGAGGGUUUUCUUGCCAAACUGAAUGUAAAUGAGUUGUGAUUUGUACCGUGCUCUCUAGCUGUGCCUUGAAGAAACAGAUCUUAAGAAGUAAACAGAAAAAAAUGUUAUGUCUGACAAUCCAGCAUGACCUGCAAUAUGCUGCAUGGACUACAGAGCAAGAUAAGACAAAGAAGCUAAAUUCUAAAGCGCAUUCCACCAGUGCAUCAAUCAGGUGAGAGAUUCCUAACAAGUUUUACACUGACUUAGCCUCAAAACAAACUCUGUGCAAGUUGCUGAUUUUGAUUUCUGAAAUGUGUCAGUCCGCUAUUUAUAUUGAUGCUGAAACCUGUUGCAUUGCAUGUUGUCUUUUACAGUCAUUUUUACUCUUUCAGGUCGACUACUGUCAUGGCGAAGCAGUUAAUAGCACGUUAAACAUGUUCAACAAGGCACAUGCAUUGACCGAAUAUUUGCAUCUGCAAAUUUCCCGCUAUACUGUUCAACAGUAAACAAUUGCAUCCCAAUCGCAUUGAGUUCACAAUAAUUAGCAUUGGUUUCACAGUAUCUAUGAGAUACACAAACGUAUGCAAACACUCUUACGUCAAUGUCUUCAAUACCUACCUGAUAAACGGCUCUCGUGAGAUACUUUUUGAUAUUUACUUUUGUUCUGUUUGUAUUCGCAAGCUGUUGGUGUAUACAAUUGUGUUUCGUUAUUCAGUGUUGGUUUACGAAAUGUGGAUUGAGGUGCCAUGUCAUGUGACGGGGCGCCUAUGACACAGUACAUUGCUGCACAUUGUUACAUUGCUGCAGCACAGCUCUUAAGGGUAUAAAACUAAAUUUACAAAAAC